AUGCCUCCACGUCGUAGUACGCCGCGCAAGGGCCGCGGUGAAAGCGCGAGUCAUCCGUCGCCUGCUGCAGAGUCGAUCGCAUCCGACUCACCGGCUAUCACUCCUCGAAGGACGACCAGGUCGCGUCGUGCGACGGCCAAGACCGACUCUCCGGCCACAUCGACGCCUGCCAAGUCGCCGUCCAAGUCACCAUCCAAGUCGCCGUCCAAGUCGCGCACGAGCAAGGCUGCCGCUACCAAGAUGCAAGAGCCCUCUUCAGAGCGUGUACAUGAGCUCCCGAAGCGUACAAACCCGCGACUACAAGAAGUCAAGUCUCGUCAGGUCAAGCUCCAGGUCAUUCGUCGCGAGGACAAGGAAAUUAUUAUUGGCCGUAUCAAGCUGCCUACUGUGAACGGUGCGGAGCAUGGCUUUCUUCUGAAGCGCUUCGACACGAAUGCGAUUGCUGGCUCGUCCAUGUUUCGCCUCGCGUUCCCCUAUGCCGAUGCUGAAGAGGAAAGCGUGGAGAUGACGUACCUCGAGUCGCGUUUCGACACGGAGGCGGCCAAUGGCGGCUUUGUGGCUGCGUCCCGCUCGAGUUCCCCGCGGAAAACAGAUACACCGUCGAAGAAGACGGGCACGAUGCCGCCUGGGUCGACGGGUGUUCGUCUCCAGGGUGUGUGGAUUCCAUGCCAGCAUGCUUCGUCCAUUGCUAAUGACUAUGGCAUACUUGAAUUGGCACAGCCAUUGAUUGAAGCCACAGCGUUGCUGCUGCCGAAUAGCAACACACCUAUCCUCAACCCCGAUGCUGCGACCGUGGCUUCGGCUGCUCAUGCGCUUGAAAAGUCCGAAGAAGCAGAGAGCGAGUCGACGGAAGGAGCACAGUCUGAGGAAACGAAUAGUCGCCUGACAAAGCGUGUGCGCACAGCAGAGGUGCCAUCUGCGCCGACCAAGACUGAGGAAUCGUCGACGCCUUCGCAACGCACAACACGUCGAUCCGCACUUUCUUCUUCAGCUGCGCUCUCUCGUUCAGAGCUCUCCAACUCACUGACACCUGCUCAGAUCGAUGCGCAAAUUCGGGAGUCGCAGCUCCUGGCAGCCAAGGUGCAAGACGAGGCCAUGCAGGACUCCAACAUUCGCUCGCGUGCCAACAAGCGCCGGGCCGAAGACGAUCACGAUGGAAGCAACGUACAGGUGGCUUCACAGGAGUCCAGCGGACGCCGCCGCCGCCCCCUCGCGCGCGCGGCGGGAAUGCUGACAGCUGCAGGGGCGAUGGGCAUUGGUGCCAUGGCGUGGUACACGGGCUCCAUUAAUUUCACCGCUAAUAUGCCACAAGUUGUGCAGCAGCUCCAAAAUGUGGACUAUGCCAGCGCAUUGCACACCAUCCAACAAAACAUACAUAACUGGGGCAUAUCCUCGUGGUUUGGCUAG
Molecule: messenger RNA, 1407 nt
Organism: Malassezia restricta
Lineage: Eukaryota; Fungi; Basidiomycota; Malasseziomycetes; Malasseziales; Malasseziaceae
Exons: 2
Coding region: 1-1407 (468 amino acids)
Biological process (GO): mitotic telomere tethering at nuclear periphery; meiotic attachment of telomere to nuclear envelope
Cellular component (GO): nuclear membrane complex Bqt3-Bqt4
Molecular function (GO): DNA binding
Source: RefSeq, a predicted model, not a curated record